Didymodactylos carnosus is the source of this 532-nucleotide messenger RNA. The record is from the annotation of a GenBank genome assembly. NCBI's taxonomy places the organism in Eukaryota, Metazoa, Rotifera, Eurotatoria, Philodinida, Philodinidae.
GGUGCUGAAUCUGAAAAAAUUAUUUUCAGAAGCUGGAAAAAAUAGCGAAGUAGAAAAUUUUGUAUAUUUCGAAAAAGAUGUGUUUUUCUCGAAAAACGACACCUUUCGAGUAUUUCGUAUUUUUCGAUUGGAAGGAAGUAUUUGCUAAGGCUAAACAGUAGUUUUUCGUGAUCAGCAGCUCAAGCUCUAUCAAAUGAUGUAAAAAAACUCGAAAAAAAACUUUUUACUGAAAAUUCGCAUUGCCUGCACCUUAGAAGGAACGAUAAAUAAUGAAAGAAAUAAUAAUCAAUUAAUAACAAAUUUAUUAGUAGUUGAUACUAGUUUACGUGGAAAUGCAUAUCAAAAUGAAAUUGAAACUAUAGCUACAAGAAUAGUAAAUCCUCAAAAUAAUAAGUUUUUAAAUGUAGUUGGUUCAUAUGCCAAAGGUAUAUCAAAUCAACUAACAAAAGGUGUUAGUGGAAAUGCAUUAAAAAUAUUUACCGCUGGAAAAUGCCUUGUAGAUUUAACAACAUUUUUGACAAGAUUUUCUUAA